This is a messenger RNA of Bombus impatiens (common eastern bumble bee), 1577 nucleotides long. RefSeq names its product putative serine protease K12H4.7. The record is from RefSeq and is a predicted model, not a curated record. Gene Ontology annotation, biological process: proteolysis. Gene Ontology annotation, molecular function: dipeptidyl-peptidase activity; serine-type exopeptidase activity. The transcript is spliced from 9 exons. The coding region runs from base 93 to 1529 and encodes 478 amino acids. Lineage: Eukaryota; Metazoa; Arthropoda; Insecta; Hymenoptera; Apidae.
AUGUUAUGUACCAUUGUCUUGCGAACCAAUCUAGUGGAACUCGUUGAACGAAUGAAAAUUAAUAGAACUUGUCUUGGUUCCGAAAACCGAAUAUGAUCUUAAGUUUUCUCGUGUUAUUAUGUUUUACCUGUCGCCUCGGCCAUGGCGUUGGUCUCCACGGAUUUCAUUUUCACGGUUUGGAAGAGCCACGUUCUUUGGACAAAUCGACUUGUGAAAAUAUAACCGAAUUAUGGAUUCGACAACCCGUCGAUCAUUUCAAUGUCCGCAACAAUUGCACUUGGUUGAUGCGUUACUAUGAAAAUUCAAGAUAUUUCAAGAAAAACGGACCGAUUUUGAUUAUGAUCGGAGGAGAAUGGGCAAUAUCUAAAGGCUUCUUAGAGGCUGGUUUAAUGUACGAGCUCGCAUCCGCUUAUAACGCGAUCAUGUACUAUACCGAACAUCGGUAUUACGGCAAAAGUAAACCGACCGAAGACACUAGUUCAAGAAACUUGCAAUAUCUAAGCGUAGAUCAAGCACUGGCGGACUUGGCAUAUUUCAUCGAAACGAGGAAAAAGGACGAGAAACUUCGGAAUAGUAAAGUGAUUGUUUUCGGUGGAUCUUAUGCUGGAAAUGUGGCAACAUGGGUUAGAUUGAAAUACCCUCACCUCGUUCAGGGUGCGCUAGCUAGUAGCGCGCCAGUUCUCGCCAAAGUUGAUUUCUAUGAGUAUUACGAAGUCGUGACGGAAUCGCUCCGUAGACACAGUCAGAAAUGCAUGGACGAAGUUAAAGCUGCUUUUGACGAUGUCGAAGAGUUACUAGCCAUUCAAGGAGGCGCACAGAAAUUAAAAGAGUAUUUCAAUUUGUGCGAUGUGCCCGAUGUACAUUCCUUCAAGGAUCUGGCUCAUUUGGGCAACCUUCUAGCAGAGGAAUUUGCUAGCAUCGUUCAAUACGAUAAAGUGGAGAACAAUCGAACAAAAAUCGCCGCUUGCUGCGAAAACAUGACUGCUUCGUAUCUGGGUAGCCCUCUCCAGAGAUUGGCGCAUCUCGUGUCGAACAAAGAUAAAUGCUUGAAAAAUAAUUACAACAAGUUUGUCGAAGUUUACAGAAAUGAAAUAUGGGACUCGCAACCUGAUAUCAUGAGACUAUGGUUCUACCAGACAUGCACGGAAUACGGUUAUUAUCAAACAACAAACUCAAGGAAGUCGGUUUUUGGAAGCUUAUUCCCGUUGCCUUAUUUUACAGGUCUUUGUACCGACUUAUACGGGUACUACUACGGUAACAGAUUCUUGUAUACCAGAAUUGGAAGAACGAACACAAUGUACGGAGGUUUACGACCAGAUUUGCAAAACGUCAUUUUUACUAACGGCGACGUCGAUCCGUGGCAUGCUCUCUCUGUUCUUCAGGACUUAAAUGAAUUCUCUCCCGCCAUACUCAUCAAAGGAUCAUCGCACUGUCGUGAUUUGUACAGCGAUUUGGAUACGGAUGUUGAAGAUCUUAUUCGAGCUAGAGCAAGAGUACGUAAAAUUAUUGGGACUUGGAUUUCUUCUUAAUCGUUUGUUACAUUGUUACUAAAUAAAGUAUGCGUAAGAAAAUAUUUA